UCCCUCUCUCUUUCCUCCUCCUCUCUUUCUCCCUUCCUCUUUCCCUCUCCUGUCUCUCCUCAGUGCUGCUUAGUUUGUGUCUUGGCCGGGGUCUGGGCUGUGUGGCUUCUUCUGUGGUCCUCUCCUGCUUCUCCCCUGCCUUACAUGGAGACAUACCUCCGUCCUUAGUGGACUGUUGGGCUGUCCGGUGAAGAGAUUCCGCCAUGCGUGAAUACAAGCUCGUAGUGCUCGGCUCGGGAGGCGUGGGCAAGUCAGCCCUGACAGUUCAGUUCGUCCAGGGAAUCUUCGUGGAAAAAUACGACCCCACAAUAGAGGACUCGUACAGAAAGCAAGUGGAGGUAGAUGGUCAGCAGUGUAUGCUGGAGAUCCUGGACACAGCAGGCACAGAGCAGUUCACAGCUAUGCGGGACCUGUACAUGAAAAACGGUCAGGGCUUUGCUCUGGUCUACUCUAUCACGGCUCAGUCCACCUUCAACGACCUGCAGGACCUCAGAGAGCAGAUCCUCCGAGUCAAGGACACAGAGGACGUGCCGAUGAUCCUGGUGGGGAACAAGUGUGACCUGGAGGAGGAGCGUGUGGUGGGGAUGGAGCAGGGCCAGAACCUGGCCCGCCAGUGGAACCACUGUGCCUUUCUAGAGUCCUCGGCCAAGUCCAAGAUCAACGUGCUCGACAUCUUCUACGACCUGGUCAGACAGAUCAAUAGGAAAACGCCUGUGGAAAAGAAAAAAGCUAAAAAGAAAUCAAAUUGUGUCGUCCUUUAAGACCCCCCCCCUCCCCGACCCCCCCCCCCCCCCCCCCCCUCCCUGCCGCAGCAGCUCUGAGCCAGAAUGCUGUAAUGAAGAACUGUUGCUCUGAUUGGACCGUGCCAGCAUUCCGACGUCCCCGUCCCCCCUCCCCCAGCAGCAACCAUUAACAGUAAAACGGAUGAUCUGAUUGGUUACCAUCAAAAUCAGCAUGUCCAAUGAGAAGACUCGUACCUUACUUCUCUUUGGACUUCGAGUUAACCCCUCCCCCCAGGGGUCAGUCCCCCGCCCCCCUCCCCCUCCCUCCCCUCCACCAAGAACUGUCAGUCUCAUCAUCUGUCAGAGUGCUCCUUUUUGAAAGUAAUCAAAAACACAACAGAAACAAUUUAAGAAAAGGAUCAUAAAAACAAAACAAAAAAAAGGUUUAAAAAAACAAACAAAAACCACAGUAUUUUCCAUCUUCGCCAUCUAGCGUAUAUGAAGACGAGAGGCUACUUUAGUUGUAUGAUUCUACAUGUCUCCAACCAAGCAUGGCCACAGCUGUUAUUGAGCGUAAAUGUUUCAAGUGAAGUCGUGUGGAAGGAAGCGCUGUUUUGAAAGGCCCUUCUCUAGUGGAACACCUGUCAUGUCUGUGGUGAUAGAUCAAGGUCCUCGUGUCUUUUUGUUUUUCCCAAUGUUCAUGGACCUUACUCUCCUGUAAGUUUCUCAAAUGUGACUUAAUUUUAUAAUCAGUCACUGGGAUUUCAUAGUGCCCACAAUAUAUUCUAAUGCCAUUUUUUUGCAUAACAAUGCUUCAGAAAAAAAUGGGUCUUUUAUAGAACGAAUAUGGGGAAAAUAAGGAUUGAUUUCUAUGUCUCUUGAAGCUGAAAUAUAUUAUACUAAACCAACUCUAAUAAUGCUUCCUGUGUUUCUGUCAAAUGAUGUUCCAGCUUUUAUGGAUUAUUAAAUUUUAGUACAUUUUCA
This is a messenger RNA of Hypomesus transpacificus, 1706 nucleotides long. Its product is annotated as ras-related protein Rap-1A-like. NCBI's taxonomy places the organism in Eukaryota, Metazoa, Chordata, Actinopteri, Osmeriformes, Osmeridae. Gene Ontology annotation, cellular component: plasma membrane. Bases 204 to 761 code for a protein of 185 amino acids. Gene Ontology annotation, biological process: Rap protein signal transduction; negative regulation of synaptic vesicle exocytosis; cellular response to cAMP. The transcript has 8 exons. Gene Ontology annotation, molecular function: GTP binding; GDP binding; GTPase activity. The record is from RefSeq and is a predicted model, not a curated record.